AUGGCGCGCCAAUUCUUUGUUGGAGGCAAUUUUAAGAUGAACCCGGCUAGCCGGAAGGACAAAGUAGCUCUGGUGAAGCUUUUGAACGAAGCAGAGCUUGAUCCUAACACUGAGAUUGUCAUAUCUCCACCAGCUCUAUAUCUUAUCCCUGUAAAAGAGUCUAUCCGGAAGGACAUCAAAGUAGCUGCUCAGAAUUGCUAUUUCAAAGACUCCGGUGCUUUCACUGGAGAGAUCAGUCCUGCACAACUUGUAGAUUCUGAAAUACCCUACGUUAUCCUUGGACACUCGGAGCGUCGAACCCUCUUCCAUGAAUCUUCCGAAGUCGUUGCGCAAAAGACUCGCGCUGCUCUCGAUAAGGGACUCAACAUUAUUCUCUGUAUCGGCGAGACUCUCAACGAACGCGAGGCCGGAGAGACCGCAAAAGUCUGUGAGGAACAACUCAAAGCUGUCGUAGAUGUAUCAAAGGAGAGCGAUUGGAGUAAAAUCGUCGUUGCCUACGAACCCGUGUGGGCCAUAGGAACUGGCAAAGUUGCUACUCCACAGCAGGCGCAGGAGGCUCACAAAGAUAUCCGGUCGUAUCUAUCCAAAGCCGUCUCGUCAGGUGUCGCUGAAUCGACCAGGAUCAUCUACGGAGGUAGCGUCAAUGCUGGAAAUUGCAAAGAACUUUCUACUCUACCCGACGUCGAUGGUUUCCUUGUGGGGGGUGCUUCCCUGAAACCCGAAUUUGUACAGAUUGUGAACUCAAAGAAGUUGUGA
This is a messenger RNA of Lentinula edodes (shiitake mushroom), 756 nucleotides long. RefSeq names its product Triosephosphate isomerase. The record is from RefSeq and is a predicted model, not a curated record. The transcript has 6 exons. Bases 1 to 756 code for a protein of 251 amino acids. Lineage: Eukaryota; Fungi; Basidiomycota; Agaricomycetes; Agaricales; Omphalotaceae. Gene Ontology annotation, biological process: glycerol catabolic process; glycolytic process; gluconeogenesis. Gene Ontology annotation, cellular component: cytosol. Gene Ontology annotation, molecular function: triose-phosphate isomerase activity.